CCCUCGUCAUGGCGUCCGAUGGUGACGAUGGCAUCGCCGUGCAGACGUUCACGCUGGAACAAGAACAAGAACUGCGCGUGGAGACGCCCGCGAGGGGGGAGAUAAAGCUCAAGCUCGUCGAUGGCACGGCGGAAGUCUUCGGGGCGGAGAUCGCCGUCGGGCAGAGCAUUACGUGUGUUUCGGGACGUAAACUCGCCGUUUUCACCUAUCACGGCGCGACGAUCGAAGUGAGAGGAGAGGUAGAGAUCGCGUACGUCGCCGGGGAGACGCCGAUGGUGAGUUACGCGAACACGCACUCGGUUUUGAAUGCGAAACGCGUGGCCGCGGCGAGCGAGAAUUCGAGCGAAGCCGAGGGACCGAGGGUAAUGUGUGUCGGACCGACGGACGUGGGUAAGAGCACGGUGUGUUCUAUAUUAUGUAACUACGCCACGCGCGCCGGACACGCUCCGCUGUACGUGGAUUUAGAUUUAGGACAGGGCGCGGUCACGGUGCCGGGAACGAUUUGCGCCGCGCCGAUUGACGCGCAGAUAGACCUCGAAGAGGGAAUACCGCUGGAGAUGCCUCUGGUGUACUUUUACGGCGACUUGACUGUGAAUAAUCCCGAUUACUAUAAGCACAUCGUCUCGAGGUUGGGCACUAUGCUAGACGAGCGAAGCAAGGCAAACGAAGAGGCGCGCGCGGCUGGAUGCGUGGUGAAUACGAUGGGUUGGAUCGAUGGCGUCGGCCUGGAGCUCUUGCUUCACGCUCGAGAGGCGCUCAAGAUUGAUCACGUCCUUGUCAUUGGUCAGGAGCGUUUGUUCGGGCAACUGCAGCAAAAACUUAAGGGAACGGACUGCCAAGUGUUUCGACUGCAAAAGUCUGGCGGCGUCGUUGAACGCACGCCCGAGUACCGCCGAGCAUCUCGCGAUCGCAUGUUCAAGGAAUACUUUUACGGCGCUACCGGCGAGCUCGCACCGGCGUCGCAGACGGCUUAUUUCUCGAAAAUCAGCAUAUAUCGCAUCGGGGGUGGUCCGCGAGCGCCGACGUCCGCGUUGCCAAUCGGUCAAGCUCCGUCCACGGAUCCCAUGCGAGUCACUCCCGUUGUGCCUUCCACGUCGCUUUUGCACUCCGUCUUAGCGGUUAGUCACGGGAAAACACAGGGGGACUUGCUCACUUCGAACGUUGCUGGUUUCAUUUAUAUCACCGAGGUGAACAUGAUGCAGAAAUCGUUCACGUAUCUGUCGCCGUGCCCGGGCGAAUUGCCGUCAAACGUCUUGCUCUCUGGUAACUUGAAAUGGUUAGGCGAAGAUGUGAAGUAGCGAGUGA
Molecule: messenger RNA, 1305 nt
Organism: Ostreococcus lucimarinus CCE9901
Lineage: Eukaryota; Viridiplantae; Chlorophyta; Mamiellophyceae; Mamiellales; Bathycoccaceae
Exons: 1
Coding region: 9-1298 (429 amino acids)
Biological process (GO): tRNA splicing, via endonucleolytic cleavage and ligation
Cellular component (GO): mRNA cleavage factor complex; nucleus
Molecular function (GO): polynucleotide 5'-hydroxyl-kinase activity
Source: RefSeq, a predicted model, not a curated record